This is a messenger RNA of Trichomycterus rosablanca, 1583 nucleotides long. It is a transcript of the gene mapk12a, whose product is annotated as mitogen-activated protein kinase 12a. The transcript is spliced from 12 exons. Lineage: Eukaryota; Metazoa; Chordata; Actinopteri; Siluriformes; Trichomycteridae. Bases 63 to 1154 code for a protein of 363 amino acids. Gene Ontology annotation, cellular component: nucleus; cytoplasm. The record is from RefSeq and is a predicted model, not a curated record. Gene Ontology annotation, molecular function: MAP kinase activity; ATP binding. Gene Ontology annotation, biological process: protein phosphorylation; intracellular signal transduction.
AUCACGGACGAUUUGCUUACAACAACCACUUUAGUUAUUUUAGGAAAAACUUUUAACAAAUAAUGUCACAUUACUCCAGGCUCAACUUUCGUCGCCAGGAGGUGAAUAAAACCGUGUGGGAGGUAGCUGACCGGUAUAAAGAUUUGAAACCCGUUGGGUCAGGGGCGUAUGGGACUGUGUGCUCUGCUCAGGACCGUUGGACUGGAGCAAAAGUGGCUAUCAAGAAGCUCAACCGGCCAUUCCAAUCAGAACUAUUUGCCAAGAGAGCUUACAGGGAACUCCGACUGCUCAAACACAUGAAGCAUGACAAUGUUAUCGGCCUGCUGGAUGUUUUCACUGCAGAUAUUACAGUGGACAGAUUUCAAGACUUUUGCCUGGUAAUGCCUUUUAUGGGCACUGAUCUUGGGAAACUAAUGAAAAUGGAGAAGCUUUCAGAGGAACGAAUUCAGUACCUUGUCUAUCAGAUACUAAGGGGACUUAAGUAUAUUCAUGCUGCUGGCAUCAUUCACAGGGACCUCAAGCCAGGUAAUUUAGCCAUCAAUGAAGACUGUGAGCUCAAGAUUCUGGAUUUUGGUCUGGCCCGUCAAACUGACAGUGAAAUGACAGGAUAUGUGGUGACACGCUGGUACAGAGCCCCCGAGGUCAUCCUCAACUGGAUGCACUACACACAGACUGUGGACAUCUGGUCUGUUGGCUGUAUCAUGGCAGAGAUGCUCAUGGGUAAACCACUUUUCAAGGGAAAUGAUCACCUGGAUCAGUUGACAGAAAUCAUGAAGAUCACUGGAACACCCACACAAGAGUUCAUCUCUAAACUGCAGUCAGAAGAUGCCAAAAGUUACAUUCAGAGGCUGCCGAGACUUAAAAAGAGAGAUAUUCAAGUUCUGAUGCCAGAGGCCAGUCCUCAAGCCAUUGCUGUGCUGGAGUCCAUGCUGCUUCUGGACCCGGACAGCAGGGUGACGGCUGAUAAAGGUCUGGCUCUGCCCUACUUCGCCGACUUUAGGGAGCCAAACGAGGAAACUGAGGCUCAGCCAUAUGAUCACUCGCUGGAUAAUGCUGUGCAGUCUUUAGAACAGUGGAAACGAGUCACUUUAAAAGAGAUUAAUAGCUUCCAACCUCCUCCAACAGGACCAAUUCCAAAAGAGACAUCACUCUAGUGGGAAGGUUCCACAUCAAUCUCUUCCACAUCGCAAACCAAGUGUGCCUUAGCAGUCAUUACGUCUUGUGCGGUAUAAUGCGUAACUACCUGUAUGUAUGGAAUGUGUAUGUACUCAGUGCCAUUAUAUGAUCUAUAUGUGUCUUAUGUGUAUCAGUGUAAACUGCUGUUGUAUUGAGUACAAUAACAGUCAAAAAUACCCGCCAUCCACAUGCUUUUAUUUUUUAUGUAGCUAAUAAGAAAGAAAGUGUCAUGAUGCCUGCCAUCCACAAUAACAUUGGCAGCAGUGGGCAGGCAGGAUGCUGCAGGGUUAAUCCAUGUAAAUACUGGAGAACUGGACCAUAAAUACAUGCAUUUUAAACCAUGUCUUUGUGUUUAUGCAUAUAUGGUCUCAAGUCAUUUUAAGUCCAGUAACAUUUGGGACUUUUCA